AUGGGUUGGCGAAAGCCCUUCGGUAAUCGCUCUGCGGCGACCGCUCCCGCGUCGAACGGUCAGAUCGAGCAGAUCUCCAACGGUAACGUGCAGUACGUUGGCGAGAAAGGCGGCAAUGAUGCGCCGCCGACCUAUCAGGAUGCUUCUGGAGCUCCCGUCGAGAACAAUUCCCCGUUGGGAUACUCCGUCGGCCCGGUCACGAUUACCCUGCUGAACAUCACGAUGAUGAUUGGUGCUGGAAUCUACUCAACUCCUGCUUCUAUCCUGGUGGGAACUGGCUCCGUUGGGGUCAGUUUCGUUUAUUGGACUUUGGGUUACCUGUUAUGCAUGGCAUCUGGAGCCGUCUAUCUCGAGUUCACUGCGUACUUUCCUAGUCGAUCCGGUUCCGAAGUCGUCUUCCUCGAACAAGCCUAUCCUCGUCCCAUGUGGCUCUUCCCAACAACAUUCGCCGUCCAGAGUGUUAUUCUUUCAUUCGGCAGUGCCAAUGCUACGGUCAUGGCGAACUACUUGAUUGCCAUCUCGGGACAUUCGGGCACUGAUUGGCAGAUCAAAGGCACUGCUUUAGCAUGCUACACACUAGCAACCCUGACUCUCGUAUUCAAUACCAAAUAUGCCUACUGGUUUUCCAAUGGCGUCGGUCUAGUCAAGAUUUUCACCUUGCUCUUCGUCAUUAUCACCGGAUUCGUGGUGUUGGGCGGCAACACCAAGGUAGAGAAUCCCACUGCCAACUUUAAAGACGCAUGGUCUGGUAGCUCAUCAGCAACUGCGUACGGGCUUACUACCGCGUUGUACCGCAUCAUAUUCUCGUACGGUGGUUACAACAACGCCUUCAACGUGGCAAACGAGGUCAAGAAUCCCGUCCGUUCCCUCAAGAUCUACGCAACUGCUGCAUUGACGACCGUCUACAUUCUUUACAUGUUCGCCAACGUCGCCUUCUUCGCUGCUGUUCCGAGAGAAGAGUUUGAAAACUCUGGACUCACCGUUGCCAGUUUGUUCUUCACGGCGGUGUUUGGCAACACUGGAGCCGUCCGCGGUCUCAACUUUCUGAUCGCCUUGGCAUCUUUCGGCAACAUGAUUGCUGUUAUCAUUGGCUUAUCUAGACGCAUCAGAGAGUGUGGACGCCAAGGAGUACUGCCAUGGACAAGGUUCUGGGUUUCUACUAAACCGUUUGGGACGCCUCUGGGGCCGUAUGCGGUUAUCUGGUCCCUCACUGCUCUGAUGAUUCUUGCGGUUCCUGCUGGAGAUGCCUUCACCUUCGUGAACGAUCUUGCCAUCUUCCCUCAAGCUGCCUUCAAUUUGGCAAUGGCUGUGGGAAUCUACAUUGUCCGCUGGCGACGAAGCAAACUCAACCUUCCCCAGCCUGAGUUCAGGGCGUGGCAUGUGGUGAUCAUCUUCAACAUCUGCAUUCAACUCUAUCUUCUGAUCAUGCCCUGGUAUCCUCCGGCGGGUGGGCAAUAUGCUGGUGAUGUCAGUUUCUGGUAUGCCACUUACGCCGUGACGGGUGUCGGAAUUCUUCUUGCUUGCGGGGCGUACUACGGUCUUUGGGCCUUCCUUAUUCCAAAGUGGAGGCACUACCAGCUUCGUCAAGAGCUCAUCAGCUUCGAAGACGGCGCGCAGAGUAACCAACUUCGGAAGGUGCCUUAUGACCAAAUCGCCGAGUGGGACGCCACGCAUGAUGCAGUCGGACGUUUGAUCAGCGCCUCCGGCAGCGAGGUUCGGGUUCAAGAAAAGGGUCUGCGAACUUCCUCGGAAGGAAGCAGCUCAGAUGCUGGAAAACAAGUUCCGAGCACCGUCAAAGAGAAUAGCUACGCUUAA
Molecule: messenger RNA, 1815 nt
Organism: Colletotrichum karsti
Lineage: Eukaryota; Fungi; Ascomycota; Sordariomycetes; Glomerellales; Glomerellaceae
Product: high-affinity methionine permease
Exons: 9
Coding region: 1-1815 (604 amino acids)
Biological process (GO): amino acid transmembrane transport
Cellular component (GO): membrane
Molecular function (GO): L-amino acid transmembrane transporter activity
Source: RefSeq, a predicted model, not a curated record